AACACGACCAAAUCAUUUCUCUCGCCUCCUCCGUAAGAAAAUUCCCAGAAAGAAAGAAGAAACUUUUUUCCAACAGAGCUUGAAAAUCCGUCUUUACAUGGCGUAUAAUCUCUAAAAGUCGUGUGUCUGUAGACAGAGAGAGAGAGAGAGAACCUUAAGGGUUAAAAAAAAGCAUGUCUAUUAGAUCUCUGGUGAAACGCUUUGUCCCGUAUAUGUCUGCUCGUAUCAGAGAGAAUCAUCGGAUGCUUUCUUCCGUGUCUGCUCUCAAAGAAGCUUCUUCUUCUUCUUCGUCCUCCUCCCAAUCUGAAUCUUCUUCUCUCGAAGCUGUCCACCUUAGCGAGAAUUGUAUCCGGAGGAUGAAAGAGUUACAAUCUAGUGAGCCGGAAAAGAAGCUGCUUCGUUUGGGUGUAGAAACUGGAGGAUGUUCUGGAUUCCAGUAUGUCUUUGAGCUUGAUCAUACUACCAAUCCUGAUGACAGGGUUUUCGAGAAGAACGGUGUGAAAUUGGUUGUAGAUAAUGUCUCUUAUGACUUUGUCAAAGGCGCUACCAUUGAUUACGUCGAAGAACUUAUCCGCUCUGCUUUCGUGGUUGCUGAAAAUCCGGCAGCAUUGAGUGGAUGCAGUUGUAAAAGCUCCUUCAUGGUGAAACUUUGAGUCAUUCUUUCUUUUACAUGAGUAGAAACCAUAUUUUGAUCUUUUGUUAUUUACUUGUACAAUGUCUCACAAGCUUUGCUAUGUAACUAGGGAAAGAUACAAGCUCUCUAGGCUUCUAACUCAACACAAUCAUUUGUUCAUGUUCAUCCUAUUUUUAAACAAUAAUGAAAUGGUUUACACAGAAGAAAAGUUGUAUCUAUCAUCUCUUC
Molecule: messenger RNA, 862 nt
Organism: Eruca vesicaria subsp. sativa (arugula)
Lineage: Eukaryota; Viridiplantae; Streptophyta; Magnoliopsida; Brassicales; Brassicaceae
Source: the annotation of a GenBank genome assembly